GUAGAACGCACCCUAUUUUGUAUUCCAAACAAAACCAAAUGGUCUUCUAAGUUCUAACCCUUCCUUUGUUUGUUCAAUCUCGUCAUUGAUAUCUACAACCCCCCCUCGUGAUUUUCACAUUCAAUAUAUAUACAUAUACUAAUCACAUUUCCUGCAAUAUCUCCUGAUCUGUUAGUUCUCACCAAACAAUUCAUUCCAAAACCGGCCGCCAUGUUUAACCAAUCUGUGUGCCUCCUUUCCCCUUUCACUCUCUUUCAACUAAUAUUAACGCUUCACCCUUCUUUCUUAAAUUCUAAUUAUUGUAAUUCUUUGUAGGAUCAUCAUCAUCAAGAUCUUCUUAAUGGUUGGCCCCUUGGACUUCAGGUGAUGAACACCACACUUCGAUUAAUGGCUGAUUCAGGAACACACAGAUUACCAUCUACCGAUCCUUCCCCUGAUGUGCUCAUUCCUUCGUUCAGUUUCUCCUCUCUCUCUUCCUCUGAACUCGACACUCUGUCAACGGCCUCCUUCUUUCAAGACCACAGCGUAUCGCUUGGACGGCUGAUUGGACUAAAGCCGGCCGACAAGAAGUGGUUGUACAUCCCGACCGAGGAGAAAAAGAGUGUGACGGCUAAUUCUGCUGGCCGCCUAGAUGAUUCCAAAACGAAGGCCGGUGAACAUGAAAUAUCGGGACGAAUAAUCUGCAUUCCGAUUGUGAUUGGUGUGAUAUUGAAGAUGAUUAGAAGUCGGAGAAAUUCCAGCAGUUGAAGUGUAGUGUUGGAUAAAUUAUUCCUUAGCUUCGACCUGAUUUUUCAGAAAUUUGUUAUGAUAGGAAGAUUAUUGAUUCUAGUAAAUCUUUUUUUUUUUUUUUUUGCGUUCGUUAAUUUUCUUGGAUUUUGAAACCUGCGUAGAACAGUUUCAAAGUCUAAUCUACCUCAAGAGUAUAAAACAAAAUACGGAAGCGUUUGAGAUUUCA
Cucumis melo (muskmelon) is the source of this 955-nucleotide messenger RNA. RefSeq lists its product as uncharacterized. The record is from RefSeq and is a predicted model, not a curated record. The coding region runs from base 367 to 747 and encodes 126 amino acids. Lineage: Eukaryota; Viridiplantae; Streptophyta; Magnoliopsida; Cucurbitales; Cucurbitaceae. The transcript is spliced from 2 exons.